AUGCAGCAUCAAGAGGCCACGGAGACCUCUCCUCUGCUGGCAAAACCCACCGCUGCUUUGCCAGAUCCUAGUCUCACUCCCAACAGUGUGCCUCCCAGCGAAAUUGGGGCCACUGGGCAUCCAAAUGGAGACGCGAAGCCUGCGGAGGAUGAGGAAAGCCAAACUAACGGCGAGGAUCGAGGUCACCAAUAUGAAGGCAUGCCAGAUGUGAAAGCGAAGCUCUGGUACAUCGUGCCAGCAAUCGGGAUUGGUACAUUCCUUUCAGCUGCAGACCAGACCAUUAUCGUAUCCUGUUAUGGGAAAAUUGGUAGCGAUUUGAAGUCGUUGGAAAAUACUUCAUGGAUUGCCACAGCCUACUUCCUCACACUGAGCUCCUUCCAACCGCUGUACGGAAAGAUGAGCGACAUCUUCGGAAGAAAGUCCUGCCUUCUUUUCGGCUAUGCGAUCUUUGGCCUCGGUUGUCUCUGGUGUGGUUUAGCGAGGAACAUGAACGAACUCAUUGCUGCCAGAGCCUUUGCAGGUAUCGGUGGUGGAGGAAUGACGACCGUUGUCUCGAUCAUACUGAGUGACAUCGUACCGCUUCGAGAGAGAGGGACCUGGCAAGGGAUAAUCAACAUCAUCUAUGCCUCAGGGGCUGGCUGCGGUGCACCACUCGGCGGUCUGUUGGCGGACCAAGUCAGUUGGCGAUGGGCUUUCCUGGCACAGGCACCAAUGUGUGCUGCAGCUUUUCUCAGCGUUGCUCUUGUCUUAAAACUUCCCGAGCAAGAAUCAUCGGACUGGAAGACCAAAUUGCGGCGAAUUGACUUCUUAGGCGCGUUCCUGCUCGUAGCAGCGAUUUUUCUCCUGCUCCUUGGAUUGGAUCGAGGUUCAAAUGACUCCUGGUCGGCCCCAAUCACUAUCACUUCGCUCUGUAUAUCAUUCCUAUUGUUCCUUCUCUUUAUAGUUGUCGAGCUCAAGCUGGCGGCCGAACCAUUUGCGCCUGGACGCAUCAUCUUCAAAAGGAGCCUUGUGGCCUGCUACCUUUGCAAUUUUUUCGCGUUCGGAGGAUGGAUGACAGUACUCUUCUAUAUUCCACUCUUCUACCAGGCCGUUGAUGGGUUCUCUGCUACCCAAGCUGGGGUGAGGCUUCUACCAAAUGUUGUUGCUGCCGUCUCGGGAUCUCUUUCUGGUGGCCUCCUGAUGCAGAGGACGGGAAAGUACUAUUGGCUCACUGUUCUGGCAUAUUCAACCUCGACCUUCGGAACCCUCCUGAUCAUCCUGUGCACAGGAUUGGUAGUCAACAAUACGUAUGGUAUCUCGAUUGGACUCGUCAUGGGUGGUUUCUGCCUUGGAAUCGGAACCACCACUACCCUAAUCGGGCUGAUCGCCAAUGCUGCACCAGAAGAUCAGGCCAUUGCGACAGCGUGCUCGUACUUAUUCCGGUCUCUUGGUUCCGUUGUAGUCUUGUCUUUAACUGCCAGCGUCGUUCAGCAAUCUUUAAAGAACCAACUGCGGGAACAUCUAAGCGGAAAUGACGCGGACGAUAUCGUGAAGAGAGUACGAGAGAGCUUGGACUAUGUCAAGACUUUGGAGCCAGCAGUGCGAGAAGCUGUCCGGCAAUGCUAUGCCAGUUCGACGAGGAACGGGUUUACAUUCUCACUGGGCAUAGCUUGCUGUGCAAUGUUGGCAAGCUGGUUCAUAAGGGAGAAGAGUCUUAGUCGAUAA
Messenger RNA from Letharia columbiana, 1704 nucleotides. RefSeq lists its product as uncharacterized. Gene Ontology annotation, molecular function: basic amino acid transmembrane transporter activity. NCBI's taxonomy places the organism in Eukaryota, Fungi, Ascomycota, Lecanoromycetes, Lecanorales, Parmeliaceae. The coding region runs from base 1 to 1704 and encodes 567 amino acids. The transcript is spliced from 7 exons. Gene Ontology annotation, cellular component: fungal-type vacuole membrane. Gene Ontology annotation, biological process: basic amino acid transport; transmembrane transport. The record is from RefSeq and is a predicted model, not a curated record.